Messenger RNA from Parnassius apollo (apollo), 366 nucleotides. NCBI's taxonomy places the organism in Eukaryota, Metazoa, Arthropoda, Insecta, Lepidoptera, Papilionidae. The record is from the annotation of a GenBank genome assembly.
AUGCCGAAACCUCAAUAUUCCCAAAAAAUUAGGGAUUCUUGGCUUCAAGAUCCCGAUUUAAAAGAAUGGCUUCAAACAGUGGAAAGUACCACUGGCCAAGUAGCAAAAUGCAAGUUUUGUGGAACGAUAUUAAGAAGUCACUACGGAGAUUUAAAAACACAUGCUCUUUCGAAAAAGCACCAACAAAAUAGAAAGGUUAUCACCAAACAACCUAAGCUGACAUUCAAAAAGGAGUCCACUGAUAAUAAAAAGAAAGAUGAAGCCAGAGUUGCAUUAUUUACAGCAAUGCAUACAAGUAUACGAACAGUCGAUCAUUUAGGAGAAGUUAUUAACUAUAGCCAUGAAAAAGAAAUAAAUAAAAUGUAG